Neodiprion virginianus is the source of this 4837-nucleotide messenger RNA. RefSeq lists its product as uncharacterized. Bases 126 to 4508 code for a protein of 1460 amino acids. The record is from RefSeq and is a predicted model, not a curated record. NCBI's taxonomy places the organism in Eukaryota, Metazoa, Arthropoda, Insecta, Hymenoptera, Diprionidae. The transcript is spliced from 3 exons.
GCAAUUUGUUGCCUGUAUUAGUAGAGCGGCUUCGUUCGGCGCUCGAAUUGUCCUGCUCGAGUCAGAGCAGCGAGGAUCCUCUGCCACUCGAAGACUCGGGUAUCGACUCGGAAGAAGACCUCCGGAUGUGGGCUUCCGGUCUCUGCCAUUCCAUAGAGCAGCAGAGCAACCAGAGUCCAAAGCCCUUAGAUUUAAAGUUCCUGGAGGACCUUCUGCUGUCGGAUAUUCAGACGGCGCUUUCCCGGCUCCAGGAUACCCUCAGACGCGUCGACGUCGGCACGCUCACAAAGUACAACUCGACCCUAGACUCGACGAAUAAGCUUCACCUGCUACGGCUGAUAUCGAAUCUCCUUUCGAGGCUGAAAGUCCCGGAGGAGCUUUCGGUCGAGCCAUCAGAAAAGGCCUCGAAACCGGCCCAAGGCACCGGCGGUAAACGACGCCGGGCAAACAGACAUACCAUCGGUGUUUCCGCUGAGGAAAUAGCCCACGCGAGGCGGCUACUUGAUGAGAAAAACAUCGGUAAUGAGGUCCUGCCUAGUCCUUUGAGCCCCUGCACCGCGCAAGCCAAACCCGUAAUCGAGGCCCAGGUGCAACCACCGGUGGAAAAACCGGCGGAGGAAACUUUUGUCCGCAAGUCUGGAGCUCAGCAGGUUCCACCUCCACCCCCGCCGAAAUUAAAGACUUUUGAACAGGUUCGCGAGAAGCACAUCAAGGACGCGAUAAACCAGCAACAGACUGCCUACUACAACAAGAACAAGGAUUUUUACAAGGAGAACGUAUACUGUCAGCAUUCCUCCUCACCGCCUCCGGAAAUCGGAUCAACGGAAGGGAACGUGGUACUGUUGGAAAAUGUGAUCAAGCGAGCGGAAAUGCCGAGAAAAGAGGAGCGGGAGUUUCAGCCAGCAGAGGAUGAGGAAUACAGCAAUCAUCAGGUUCCGGCCUUUUACCAGCAGCCCGUUGCCUCGAAGUAUAAUAAAUUCGUGGCGAAGAAGUCGAAGAUCAAGAGAGCGAACACGAUCGACAUACCGAGCUACCUUAAACUGCAGGCAGAAAACUUUGGCCAAAAUCAAUCGGCGGCUCUGAGACGACCGAUAGACAUCGGGGACAAAAGUUUGGGAAGCAAUGCGAACAUCAUUCCAGCGUUCAAACCGAAAACGGACAACGACCGGAAGUUCCUAGCUCUGAUCAACAAAAAUAACGACACAGCGCCGAGCAACAGCAAACUGCCGUUCAAGUCGUUCAACUACAGACAACCGGACAACGUGGACAAGAAUUGGAAUAACAGGUUUUCCAACAUAAAAACAACCUUCGACAAACCUGCCUCGCAACUCGUCUCACCUGCGACCGAUGAGAACUCAAGGGUUACCGGCAACUCGGAGUCAUCCUCAAGACGGUCUUUCAGCGGCACCUCGGACAGCGGGGAGUCCGAUGAGGUGGUCGUCGGAACGUUGCGACUGCCGUACACGACUCAACCAAAACCGAAACAGAGUGGUUUCACCCACGCGCCAACGUCCCCGUUUCAGAGGAUCGAGAAGCCCGCUAAUCGGAGCGAAAACGCGUCGAUAUUCAAGUCGGGUUACCUACCGAAGGGGGGCAGCAACUCCCUUCAGGCAAAGGUGAAGAUAUUCAACCAGGAGAACGGAGGCCAGACCUUAGCUGCACCGAUCUCGAUCGUCGCGCAAAACAAGAACAAGUUCAACAAAAUGAACGACCUGCAAUCGCGGUACGAAACAGCGGAGCGAAAGGUCGCGAAAAAUUUGAACCCGCAGCAUGGAUCAGCGACGAUUUCCGACCCUCUGAAUCUGAGCCAAUCGAGGUCAGACAAUACCGUGCGCUCCUAUUUGCCCGGGAACCGAAACGUCAUUUCCUCAAAAUUGAUAGUAAACGCCAACGUGAACGGCGACGAACAGGCUGCGGUUAAACAUCAGUAUCCGUACAUCGGAUAUCCCGGAAAUACGACAAAGAUUACCAAGGCAGAUAAGGUCCCGAGGAACGAGGAACGGACCGAGUAUUACGGGCAGUUACAGAACGUGAAUAGCUACCCGCCGAAGAAGAUCGAGGAGGCCGAACCGCCGGUUCGGACUUCCUCACAUUCGUUCAUGAUGCAGAAAAUCGCGAACGAGCAUAACAACUACGAGAAUAAACCGAAGGUGAAUCAACGGUACGUGAACGAAGCAUUAAGACUCAAGGAGAACAAAGAGGAAAAACCUGGUCAUAUUCAUACGCCUCUGAAAUCACACUACAUAAAGGCUGCGGGUACGCGUGAAAACUACAACAAUUCGAGCAACAUCGCUCCUCUACAAAAUCAUCAUCCCAGAGUGCAGAUCGUGAAACGGCAACCUCCGGUGCAAACGUUCAACAACCUGAACAGCAAUCAGAAUUCUAAUAAACGACUAUCGCAGGAUUAUUCCUCCCCGGAAUACAAACCUCAGCAGGUCAUUUAUCCUCAACCAUUAAACGAAGCGGUGACUCGUCUAAACAGCAUUCCCGUUCAGUCCAACAUGGCGAGCAAAACUCAAGAGAAUUCCAUUGUUUACGAGGAUUCCAUGACGCGAAACUUGGCCAGCCGAGCGAACGCAGUUUCUAACCAGCUGUCGGAAGCUAACAAUAAACCAGCGUCUUCCAUCAUCGAGCCGAAUUACCCGAGUCAUCCUCACGGCUUUUACAGACCAAGCAAUACCUACAACGUGCAGUAUUCGGCCCAGCCGAGAAGAGACACGACGACUCACCGUCAGCCUGGUGACUAUACGAACCAAAGUAAUUCGGUGAAGAUCGCGAAGCUUCCAGAGGAACAUACGCAUGCAGAUGAUCCUCGGGGCUUAUCAGGGUCAUACGAAACCAAUACAAGCAGGACGAUGGCGAAGUCUCAGCAGGAUAAUGAACAUCUGCAGGCUAAUAAGUUACCGACGAGGAAUAAUACGUCGAUAAAUUAUAAGGACUCCGAUUACAUUCCUUAUCAGAGUUACAAAACGAGGAAGGAAUUCGGCUCGAACAUGGAUGCCAAUUUGAGGAACUCGUACCCGGAGACGAAGCAUUACUACAAUCACGACCACGCUCAUAAUCCGACUCAGAACGAACGAACGCACAACGAUCAGAUGGUUUCUUCCUCUUCUUCUUCGUUGGGUGAAAACAACCCUGAUAAGGAAAUCCAGAUGUAUGUAACGGAGCCGGAAACACCGGAUGUGGCGAGCAUCGAGGUGUUCCGGGAUCAACGGAUGCUUCUGGAAGAUGAGAACAUCCAGAACCAGGACAUCAGCUCGGAGGGAAUCGUGACGAGGUAUCAAUGCGCGAUUGCGACUGUCGCCACGACUCCGGAAAGCUCCGAACCCGACCUGAGCGAAGUACCUUUCCCCAAUCCAAAGCUGUACAACAUGGAAGUGUCGGCUUAUCCCUCCUCGACGAAUGACCACAUGUCGGUCAGCUACGGUGGAUAUAACGAUAGGAAGAAACCAUCGGUCGAAGUUAACGACGAGUCUGCGGACGCUUUCGAUGAGAUACAACGGCACAAUUAUCUCCAGCAGCAAAUUAUCAAUAAGUUACAGAACGACGCUGAUAAUUCGAACAACAAGAAUCAGGAUUACCCACGGAGAAAAUCGCUGGAAAAGUUCAAAUGGGAUGACAAGAAGUCGUCGGAAGUUGAUGAGACUGUAAAUCGGAGAUCUUCGUACUACGAGAAGAUAAAUCCCUUGUCCCAUUUUCCAUUCGGCAAAAGUCAGCCUUCACCCCCUGCAGCGGUUGUUGUUAAACAACACGAGGAACCGGUCAUCGAGAGCAACAACACACUCGAGAAGAUAAACAUGUUCGAGGAGAAGAGUCUUCUGCCGUUAUCGUCUACGGCUAGACAGCGAUUCAGACCGUUGAGCAUACCCAAGUUCGAGAAACCCAAGGACUUUCCACCGCCAAAAAUCAACGUUGUCACACCGUCUAAGGUCGUGCAGCAGCUCAAAAGCGACAACAAAGAUUCGGGGAUAAUAAGCAGCUCGACGAACAUGAUCGAUUCGAGCGACGAGUACCUGAUGUCCUGCGCAAAUAGACAGUCUCGUUCCAUAGUUUUGUCCAAGUCCGAAUCGUGGCAUCAACUGGCUUUGAGCAGAGGGAACUUGCAGCCACCUCAACCAGGGGCACCGAAUCCUCUUCUGAAGCCUCCCAAGUCGAAGUCUCCGGCUUCGCUGAGACUGUCGAAGCAGUACGAAGCUCCGUUGGCCUCGGACAACAUGAAACGAAUGGAAGAAAAGAUUCAGAGAUACUUUAACAGUCCAACGAACGUACCGAGUUCGGAAUCAUCCAACAACAACAGCAGACGAGAGAGCAAAAGUAAACGGCAUUUCUCGUCCUCGAAGAAGAAUCACAGUAGCACCGGAGGAGGAGUUGGAGUUGGUUUAGCGAGGAGUCAAACGAUGCCGCAUUUGUACGAAAAUGAUAAAUUACUGCUCGACGAGAAUACCGACGUUGAAAAAGCGUUCGAUAGCCUAUUCAAGGAAGCAACUAGAACCGAUAACCGCCAUUAAACGUGGAUAAAUAGUCUAUAAUAAAGCCAUAAAUUUGUUUUUAAUUAAAUAGUAACGUUUACAAAAACUAAAACUGAGUCUGCAAGAGUUUAGAAGCUGUGAUAGCCAAACGCAGUUUUGUAUGUCGUGUCUGAUGUGUGUUUCCGAAGCCCUGGGAUAGAUCAUGGACGGUUGUUAUAUUUGAGGCAGCCCUGAUAAGCACACCCAAGAAGCCCAUAUCACCAUUUGCUAAGUUUCGUCAACUUGAUCGUCAGAAUAGUGCUCCAAAAUCACCAAGCACACCUAAAUCAGCUGGGAAGGACUUUCAGUUCAAGUUCACCGACCCUGUG